Messenger RNA from Rotaria sp. Silwood2, 570 nucleotides. Lineage: Eukaryota; Metazoa; Rotifera; Eurotatoria; Philodinida; Philodinidae. The record is from the annotation of a GenBank genome assembly.
AUGAAAUAUAGUAAUUUACCAAUAGAAGCAAAUUCUCGAUGUUCACCAUAUUAUACACUUCUAAAACAAUCAAUUCCAAAUAUAACAUAUUUAGAAACAUUAGAUAAUAUAGAUCAAGCUAAGAAUUUUUUUUGUAAGAAGAUUAAAGGUUAUGAGAAAAUUGAAAGAAUUGGACGAUAUCCAGCUAUCUAUUAUUUUGGUAAAAGCUUUGGAUCGACAAUAUUAACAACAUUUUUUACUUUAUUUGGAAUUAUUGCUGAAGAUGAAUUACCAGAUCGAGGAUAUGAACUUGUUUCAUUAAUAUGUGAAAAACCUAAUAAAAAUUAUUAUGCAUCAGGUUUUGAUUUAUUUUCAUCAAAUCUUGGUUUUGUGAUUUUUGAUCUGUUUACAUUUAUUUGUGUGACAGUUCUUAUUAAUACUUUAAUUGCUAUGAUGGGAAAAACCAUUGAUAUAAUUGAUGAUCGAGCUGAUGUUGAAUGGAAAUUUGCUCGUUCAAGACUUUAUAUGGAAUAUAUACGAGAUGGUAAAAAAAGCGAGAGUUCUUUUUUUUCUAACAUAAAUUUUCUUUGA